CGUCUCCCUCAGGCCCCAGCUUAUCACCUGAUCCUGGAGGGGAUCCUCAUACUGUGUAUCAUCAGACUUCUGUUCUCUAAGACCUACAAACUUCACGAGACCUAUAAACUGACAGAGAAGGAGAAGGAGGACCUCAUUGAGGAAUGGCAGCCGGACCCUCUGGUUCCUCCUGUUUCCAAAGACCAUCCCUCCCUCAGUUAUGAUGUGGUCACAGGGCCUCCCAGCCACAAAAUCACCAUCAAUGGAAAAGAGUGCAUUAACUUUGCUUCAUUUAACUUCCUGGGUCUCCUGGACAAUGAGCGGGUUAAGCAAAAAGCUUUGGCAUCACUGAAGAAAUAUGGUGUGGGCACAUGUGGUCCCAGGGGCUUCUAUGGAACUUUUGAUGUUCACCUGGAGCUGGAGAGUCGUCUGGCCAAAUUCAUGAAAACAGAAGAAGCCAUCAUCUAUUCUUACGGCUUUGCUACCAUCGCCAGUGCGAUCCCUGCCUACUCCAAGAGGGGGGACAUCAUCUUUGUGGACGAGGCGGCCUGCUUCUCCAUCCAGAAGGGUCUUCAAGCUUCCCGCAGCUUCAUCAAAUACUUCAAACACAACGACAUGGAGGAUCUGGAGAGGAUGCUCAAGGAGCAGGAGCUGGAGGACCAGAAGAAUCCUCGUAAAGCCCGAGUGACCCGGAAGUUUAUUCUUGUGGAGGGUCUGUACAUCAACACUGCAGACAUCUGUCCUCUGCCUGAACUGGUGAAGCUGAAGUACAAGUACAAGGUGCGGAUCUUUCUGGAGGAGAGCAUGUCUUUUGGAGUGUUGGGAGAACACGGCCGAGGAGUCACCGAGCACUUUGGGGUAGAUGUGAGUACACUCAGCUGUACACAGAGACAUGCUGUGUGGCAGUAAAAGGCUUGUUGGGUUUGUUUUUUAUUUCUAACUUUGUGUUUUUUUGAUGCUAUAGUUGUCACACCUACAGCUACCUGCCCUCCUCUGGUGUGCUGAUCAAAUUCAUUGUUCCACAUUCCAUUAAGGAUGUAUUGUAAGAAUUAUAUUACUAUAAAUAAUGGAUUUAAUUGAAUAAACUUUUCUAAUAA
This is a messenger RNA of Anarrhichthys ocellatus (wolf-eel), 1076 nucleotides long. Its product is annotated as serine palmitoyltransferase 1. NCBI's taxonomy places the organism in Eukaryota, Metazoa, Chordata, Actinopteri, Perciformes, Anarhichadidae. Gene Ontology annotation, biological process: ceramide biosynthetic process; sphingosine biosynthetic process. The record is from RefSeq and is a predicted model, not a curated record. The annotation marks the transcript as partial. The transcript is spliced from 8 exons. Gene Ontology annotation, molecular function: serine C-palmitoyltransferase activity; pyridoxal phosphate binding. Gene Ontology annotation, cellular component: endoplasmic reticulum.